Molecule: messenger RNA, 1488 nt
Organism: Trichoderma virens Gv29-8
Lineage: Eukaryota; Fungi; Ascomycota; Sordariomycetes; Hypocreales; Hypocreaceae
Exons: 3
Molecular function (GO): iron ion binding; monooxygenase activity; heme binding
Source: RefSeq, a predicted model, not a curated record
CUCAGUUUGUGUGUUCUUCUAGCUGUUUGGCACUACUUUGAUGUUUCUGGGCACGAUCCCAAAGAGCCACCUAUUGUGAAGCCGUCUUUACCACUGAUUGGCCAUUUUGUAGGGUUUUAUAGACAUGGGGUCAGUUAUAUGGAUCGUAUGAGGCAUCAUACAUCCUGGCCCGCAUACACACUCAGUGUAAUGGGUCACAAGACUUACGUCGUAACAACGCCGGGAUUAUCCCACGCCGCUCUAAAGUCCAAAUCAAUGUCAAUGGAUCCCCUAAUCGCAUAUGUAGCCCCCAAAAUGCUUGGUCUAAGCAAAGAUUCAGGCCACCAUUUUGGAAUUGACCACACGGGCUUUUACACUGGCUCCCCAGCUUUGAGAGAACGGCGUGAGGAGUUCAGUCACGCGCUCGCCCCUGGCCCCGAUGUUAACUUUCCAGGCCAAAUCUUCUCAGAUGUAGUUGCCGAAGCUGUCAACGCAUUUGGCACUGACUGGACUGCAAGAGACUUAUACCUGUGGCUACGGGAUGUCAUUACACUAGGCACAGUCAAUGGGCUGUAUGGACUAAAAAGCCCAGCGGCUCUUGACAAAAGCAUUAUUCAAGAUAUCUGGACAUUUGAUGAGAACCAACUACGACUCAGCUGGGGCGUCCUUCCCAAUCUCAUCGCACCCACCGGCGUCCGUACCCUCGGCAAAAUCUCCCAGGCGUUUCAAAAAUUCGUUCAAAGUGGAGAUGACUAUUUUGCUAGUUCUGCUGUAAAGCUUGGUAUCGCUACAGCCCGUAAGAUGGAUGUUAGUAUCGAGGACUACUCUCGUAUCGAAGUGUUCAAUGUCUCCGUUGCUACGGUUAACACCGUGCCCACGGCCGUUGCCAUGAUACAAAACAUCCUUGCAAACUCGAAUCUGUUGCAAGCCCUACGUAAAGAGCUUGAAACUGUCUUGAUUAUCAAAGAAACUCCCCACGGCCGCCAAGCAGAGCUCAAUAUUGGGAGUGCUGAGACUGAGUGCCCAUUACUUCACGCUUGCUACCAGGAGGCUCUCCGUAUUGGUUCCACACCGACGUGUAAUCGAGCGGUCCUCGAAGACGUGGUGCUCACAGACCCGGACACUGGACGUGAAAUUUUAUUCAAGAAAGGUUGGAGGGUGUCCAUACCCACAUUCCUCCUUCACAACCGGGAUACGUUUUGGGGCGGUGACGCCGUAUCUUUUGGACCAGAAAAGUUCCUGCCUGGCGGUAUUGCUACAGAUGGUAAAGGAAAGGUGAAGACUCAGGGAUUCGUACCAUACGGUGGUGGUGCUCACUUGUGUCCUGGUCGCCAUCUUGCUAAGAUGGAGAUUCUUGCUUCUGGCGCAUUAGUUAUAAUGGCUCUGGAUUUUGAAGCAGAACGCGGAUUUGUGACGCAGAAUUAUGCAUUAAAUGUAGGAGCAAAGAAGCCACUUGGGUUAGAUAAUGUCCGGAUAAGGCGGCGUACGGAGUGGGAGGAUAUAGAAUGG